Juglans microcarpa x Juglans regia is the source of this 1232-nucleotide messenger RNA. Its product is annotated as chaperone protein DnaJ-like. The transcript is spliced from 6 exons. Bases 311 to 955 code for a protein of 214 amino acids. The record is from RefSeq and is a predicted model, not a curated record. Lineage: Eukaryota; Viridiplantae; Streptophyta; Magnoliopsida; Fagales; Juglandaceae.
AGUGUUCUUGAGCCUUAGCGUUUGGGGGGAGGAUUUUAAUAGAUUGUGAUCUCUCUCCCUGAUUUUUUUCUCUCUCCUCCCCUUCUUUGCCACGAAAACCAAAUGCUAAGGUUCCGUGUUCCAACCUACAAAGAUGUAGUCCAAGUUUCGUAAUAUGCAUACGUAUCGUUUAGGAGUUUACGAGAUUGUUUGAUAUUUAGGCCAAUAGGUCGUGUAAAUUCGUCGACAACGAAAGAGUAUCUUGGUUUGUGUUGCUGUUGUUUUUUUUCUUUUUUCCCGAGUUCUGUGUGUUUGUUUGGUGGGUUGGAGAAUGGAAAACGGAGAAGAGAAAAGCGACGACUUCUAUGCAGUGCUGGGGCUGAAAAAGGAAUGCACUGCGCCGGAGCUCAGGAAUGCUUAUAAGAAACUUGCACUGAGAUGGCACCCAGAUCGUUGUUCAGCUUCGGGGAACUCAAAGUUUGUGGAAGAAGCAAAGAAAAAGUUCCAGGCCAUCCAACGAGCCUAUUCUGUUCUCUCUGACGCGAAUAAAAGGUUUCUGUACGAUGUAGGAAUCUACGACAGCGAUGAUGACGAAAACGGAAUGGGUGAUUUUCUCAAUGAAAUGGCAGUCAUGAUGACCCAAACAAAGUCCAAUGAAAAGGGGGAGGAGAGUUUUGAGGAAUUGCAGGAGUUGUUUGAGGAGUUGUUUCAAGGCGAUAUUGGCUCAUUCGGCUCAAGCUCACAGACUACUACUUGUUCUAGUUCGUCCUCAUCCUACACGUCUUAUUGUGAGACUUCUGGUUCCAGCAACAAGCGCAAUUCCUCAGAGAUGAAUUGUGGGAAGACAAAUUUGGAGGACACCUCUGCCUCUGGGUUUGACGCCAACUUUCAGGAUUUCUGUUUUGGGACAGGCGGAACAGCGACGAGAUGCCAGAAAGCAGAGGGGGGUCAGAGGAGUUUCAGGAGGAGGCGGUAGACGAAGUUGGUAUGGCAGGAAACUUAAGUUUUCAUCUGAUCACACCAAUAGACUCAAAUCCAAUCUUAGCUUAUUGACUCGACCCUCUGAGAGAGAGAGAGAGAGAGAGAGAUGAUGCAUCAUUUCAGCAGAGAUUUACUUGGAAAUAGCCUUUUGCUCACAUUGGCUGACGCAGAAUUGACAAAACACCCCUCCCCUCGAUAUCAUGGCUCAUUGUUCUAUCCCCCUUCAACGUUUGUAGCUGUAUGCUUCGUGCUCAAUCUUAAUGUUUAGUUGU